Molecule: messenger RNA, 4094 nt
Organism: Biomphalaria glabrata
Lineage: Eukaryota; Metazoa; Mollusca; Gastropoda; Planorbidae
Exons: 19
Coding region: 199-2367 (722 amino acids)
Molecular function (GO): protein binding
Source: RefSeq, a predicted model, not a curated record
AGAUGGCGCUAAUCCAAGUUUUUAUGUGUGAGCGACUUGACUACUCACUCCUCUGAAUUUAAACAUUCAUUUGUUAUUCGCAUCUUCAUCUCUGAGAGUGGAGGUAAUAGGUUCCAUUGUUUACCUUUUGCUUGGUGACAGUAGAGCACAGAAGGAUAAGUGGAACCCAUCGGAAAGAUUUAUAUUCUUAGGAAAUUUAUGAUGGAGGAGUCAGUGAUGGAAGCCGUUAGAAAGCUGGACUGUGACCUUUUCCUGUCACUCAUACCAGACAGUAGUCAACAGCCGAGGUUGUCUCUAGAGUUGAUGAGAACUCUUUUCUUUGUAGCAGUGGACAGCCUGGUCCAGGCAUCAUGCUCGGGCAUGCAGAGCGCUCGAAUUGUUUAUUUGUUACGGAACCUCGGCGCCCAGAUCAAUAGACAAAACGAGGACGGGAACACUCCAUUGAUGUGCUACAUGAAAGCGGGAAAUCCCGACAGUGAUAUUGUUGAAGCAUUUCUUCGCUGUAACGCUGACAUUUACAUUGCCAAUAAGCUUGGGGAGUUCCCCCUGGAGUAUGUGAUGACCAGCUCUCAUGUCACACCUGUGGUCAGAGGUGUCUUCACCAGAUAUGUGCCAGGUAUAUGGGAAGCUGUGGCUAAAGAUGAUGCCAUGAGUGUCCGUAGACUCAUUAAUGAGUGGUGUAGGGUGGAUGUACAAAAGAAUGGUCAAACCUUGUUACAACUGGCUCUUGAGAUGGGAACAGAAAACAUCAUUCGAGUUGUCAGUGGCAUCAGAUCUUCUAUGGAGUUUGCACACAGCGUUUUAGCUGGAGAUACACAGAUUGUAAGAAGAAUGCUUCGGCUCAAGUUGAAGAUCAAUGUGAACUUUAGAAACUUGGGUGAUCGAGGUAAGACGCCUAUAUUUUAUGCUCUUGUCCAAGAUAACACUGACCUGGUUCACACCCUGUUGGACAGAGGAGCAAGAGUGGACAUUACACUGAAAGGAGAAGACGAGAUUGACAUUCCAUUUUAUUUUGCUGCCUUGGAACACAGUCCACCAAUAUCUACAGCCUUGCUAAAGACUAUCAUCCCAUUAGCACCAGUGAAAGUAGAUAGUUUAUUUUACAAAGGGCGAAAUAUUUUGUUUCACUGCAUAGAGAAGAAUGUCGGAGAACAGCUGGUAGACUAUAUCUUAAGCAAAAGUUCACCUUACCUGGUGACACAGAGAGUAGGUAUGAAUCGCUGCCCUAGAGAAAUGGCUGAAGAAAGAGGUUGUUCCUGGAUGAUCAAAGCAAUAGAUGCUGCAGUAGUCAGGUGGGUCUAUCAAGAAGAGGGUCUGAGUCGACAGGUAUUGGUUCUUCAGGGUUAUCAAUACAUUCCUGCAGCGUUACAGAAUAUUAACAGUAACAUGGAGGAUGAUACUGAUAUCUUCUAUAGAUAUUUGUCUCUCUAUCAGGAACAAGUGAAUGCCUUACAUAAAGCUGUGGAGGAAAGUGAUGAGGAAACUGUGCGGCACAUCAUUUACUUUAGGCAUCCAGAUGAUCACAGCCUUGACCCUUGCCUUGCAGACAGUAGGAAGCCUGGUGAUGGGCAACCUCUCCUCCACAAAGCAGUUCUAAGGGGAAGUUUAGGAGUCACUCAACUGUUGGCAGAGACUUUGGUGUAUCAGCGUAAACAGAGGCUAGAUUCAGUGAGAGAUCAGUAUUUUCGUACAGCCUUACAUUAUGCAUAUGGUCUUGAAGAUGGCAAGGAACUUGUAAGUCUUCUACUAGAUUAUGGAGCAUCAGAAUUUACAAUGGAUAAGGACAACCGGUCACCUCUUGCUUUUAAAGAUAGACAAGGUCAAGAAAGGAUGAAUGAACUACUUCAGUAUCAGUACUUACAGGACUUUACUCAUUCAGAACCAGACCCAUGGAGUGUACCACUGCCUAUACCUAUCAUUGACUACAUCCUCAACUCAUGUAAUCACUCUGAUGGACACCAGGGCUACCUCCAAGACUUCACCUCCCACGUGGGUGCUCACCGACACAUCUCCUCCCUGCCCAACACUGAUAUUGCUGUCAUCCAGGCAUCUAGCCCUGGCAGCCCAUUGACCAAGUCCCACAAGUUUAGAUCUGUCUCUGACACGAAACUUCAUAAACUGACCCCUUCCAAACCUAGCCUGGCUGCCCACCUGGCCAACUUUCCUGACGCAGUCAAGUCCAGGCUAACUAAAAGGUCCAAUAACAAACUAAGUAUUGAUGGAUUACGAAAGGACUAUCUUCCUGUGCCUAUGGAUGCACCACGAGACAGUGAGGAUGACUUUGAGUUUGAAGAUGAUGGUGCUGAUUCCAGAGAUUUACUUGAUGAGAAAGAAAUGAGAAAGUCUACUUCUUGUUGUUUACAGUAAAUCUUCAGCAACAGUUUGGUAGACAAAUAUAUUUUUGUAUGUUGAAUGACAAGAAUCUUUCAACCAUAACAAUAUGUUACUCUCACAUGAUCAAAAAUAAUGUUCAUAUCACAAAUAAUGUUCAUAUCAAACUUUAUUUUCCAUAGGAAUUUUCAUAACUCUAAAAACAUUUUAAAAUCUGCAUUUGUUGUGUGGUGCCCAACAGACUAAGGGGUAGGUGAAGAUGAUCUGCAUUUUAAGUUAAAUUAGGGUUAUAAACUUAAAGCCAAUUAAAAAAUAUUUUUAAAAAGUAAAGGAAAUAGAGAGAGACUUCAAAUUAUCAGAUUUUAAAUCAUACUUCUACAAGAAAAAUAAAUGAGCAAUAUACAUAUUUACUUCAGUUGUUAGUGGUGUUAAAUGUGAGGGUAUUUUGUAUUCUAUUUUCUGUUUCAAAAAAAAAAAAGAUUUAAUAAUUUGUUUUUUCACAAAGCAUCUGCAUGCAUAUCAUAUUUCUCUGCUACAUCUCUCUUGGGUGUUGUUUUUUUUUGGUCAAGUCUUGCAGCUCUGCCAUUUUCAUUUCAAUUGUAAGAGAUUUGUAUUGAUUCUAAUUUGAAGAAGUUAACCAUGCCAUUCUGUUAAGAACUUUGAACAUAUCCAUAUAGUGCAUAUUGUCUGGUGUGUGUUUGAUUGAUAGAACAGCAAUAUAAGAGGUGUCAACCACUCAUUGUACCACACUAGACAUAUGCUGGAGGAGCAUUGGUUGAACAGUAAAGCGCUUGGCAUCCAAACCAGGUGUCCUGUGUUCGAUUCCUGGUGAAGACUGAUUUUUUUUUGAGGAUCUUUCUGUGCCUCUGAGUCCACUCAGCUCUGGGUAACUGACAAUUAUUAUUAUUAGUUGUGGAAAAGUCAAAGGGGUUGGUCUUUGUGCUGGUCACAUGACAACCUCAUUAACUGUGGGCCACAGUAACAGACCUUUACAUCAUCUGCCCCAUAGAUCACAAGGUCUGAGAGGGGAACUUAACAUACAGACAUGAUGGCUUGUUAUGGGUGAGUAAAGAAACAGUGUACAGCACAUGGAAAAUUGACAUUUUAUUGAAAUUAUUAUUAGGAACUGGGUAUAAACUUAGAAAUAGUCUUUUUUUUUUCUUCCAGUAAUGACAUAGAAGUAAGAAAAAAAAAAAAGAAGCUAAUUCAAAUUAAUCAGAAUAUCUUUUUAUGCCACAUCAGUUCAAAUGAUCUGGAGUCAUUUCUUAGAGGACUGUAUACUUUUGUUUUAUUAGUGAGACUACUAAACUUGUGAUCCGCUGAGCAAGAUGACUGCAUGGCCGAAUUUCAGCACUAUGUUUUUAUCAUUGAACAGUUGAAUAAUUUACAAGGAUUUUCUUGUGUAUCAAACAAAAUCACUUUCAACUAGGAUAACUGUAACUCCUUGUCAAUACAAAAUAACACAAGACUAAAAUAUGAACAUGGUGGCUGCUUGAGCAGUUCUGAUAACCCAUAGUGGCUAAUUUUAGGAAAUAAAACAUGCACCAACAUUUUAUGUGGCAUCAUGGGGGUGGUUACAAUUUAAGUUGGUUUCCUAUUUAUGUAUAAUACUGCAUGACAAUGUUUAUGAAUGGAAAAAAACAGUUUUUUUUUCUAUGUUAUUUCUGUAUCUACAAGACUGAGACAAGUUCAAAUGUAUUUAAUUCUUGUGUCUGCACUAUGACAAUUUCUGGUCUAAUAUUAAACAUGUUCUAAAAUUGUUA